GGCCACACAGCUGUGCAUCCUGUUAAACGCUCGGGGACAUCUUUGGAGAAGGACGUCGGGGCUGAGACGAUUAUAUCUGUUUGUGCAAAAAUCCGGAAUCUGAGACCCAAGCUAGUAGCCAGUGCAAGUCAUGCUGUCCCUUGGCGUCAUGAAAGAUGGCGUCAUCCUACCCAGCGAAGAAGACCGGAAGAGGAUCCUCACCCAAAUGAAAGUGCGGACGACCCUUAAAGGGGAUAACAGCUGGAUCCAGCAGAAAUCCGAAUGUGAGGAAGAGUCAAAUCACAGCCCUAUACAUUCACCAUUGAGGACCAGGGAAAACACUGGGAGAUCUCCCGCAUCACCAACAACGUUGUCACCGAAUCGCAGGAUAACAUUUGCGGAACCAUCCUCUCAAGUGGAAGCCAAGUCUCCUACGGCAGAAAAAAGUCCCUCCAAAACGUCUCCCAGUGCCUCUUCACCUUCCGGAUAUCUCAUCAGGGGAGUUUUCACCAAGACCAUCGACAAGAGUGCUCCUUCGAACCCAGCAUCCAAUGGCUCGCCGAAAAGUGCCAAAACUGCCAGCCUGCCCCGCUUCGCUCAAGGGUACAAGAUGACCACUGAGGAUUACAAGAGACUAGCUCCCUACAACAUCAAGCGAGAAUUAUCAGAUCCAGGAGAUGUGGAGCCCUCGGUUUCCUCAGAUGAGCAGAAAAAGAGGACUGAAGCCGCAAGCAGCGUCCUGAGGCGGACGGCCAGCCGGGAGCGCUCUUAUGUCCUUUCGGCUGCUAAGAAAAGCAACGGAAGUUCAAUACAAGAGGCACCACCCUUCAUGGCCAAAAGGGUUGACGUAGAGGACGACACAGGACCACGCUCCAGAAGUCAGACAAUGCCUGCCUCAGCAUGGUUCAGUAGUCGUGGGAAGAGCAGCACCAAUGGGGAAAGAAGAGGCCCAUCGGGGUCCCCCUGGAGUGAGUCUAGGAUGGCGAGUGCUGCUUCUAGCACCAGAAGCAAGCCAGAUCAGGAGAAGCAUGAACUGGCUUCCUGGGAUAACUCUGCUUUGAAGGUCCCGGUUUCCCCAAAGAGAAGUGAGAAGACUGAAAGCAAUUCCCAGUCCGCAUUGGGUGCUGAAACACGAAGGACCAAUUUUUCUGAGGACAGCUGGGAAACAAGGAAGCCUAGAGGUCCAACUUUGAGUGAAAUAACUCAAGUUCCUCACAUUGUCAUCUCACCAGACUCAAGCCCAAAGAGGUCCAGUUCUCACUAUCGAUCCAGGGAUGCUGCCCCGGCAGCUGAGACAUACCAUCGAACCAAGAUUGGAGAAUCCCUGCGUGAUGUAGAUGUUGGCUUAUCAAGAUUUGCCCCCGACCACGAAGAGGGAAUCUCCUCCGGAGAAAACAAGUAUGGAAGCCCAAGUUCAAGAGUUGCAGAAUUCCACGAGCACGAACCAGUCACAGCAAAGCCUCGAUCUUUUACCAGGGACAACACAGAUGCUCCCUCUGGCACAAGUUAUAAUGUGCCCACCCACUUUGGCAAUGAGGAGGAUCUUGACUACAAAAGAUUUCUCUCUGAUUUUGAGAAGAAGACCACUCAAGAGAUGGCAUAUGAGAGUCCAAGCGACACAGAAUACAAAAAAGUGGAGGCUCAUAUGGCAAAGUCUGGCUCUUGGUCCAGCGAAAGCAGUCUUAGUACCACUGGGACCCAAAGCGAACUCUUGAGAGCUGCCAAGAGAGAUGAAUCAGAGUUCGACACUGCCAGGUCCAGCUCCCUCUCCGCAGAAAGUGGUGUUGCGACUCCAGAGAGCCAACUCAGAGAGCACGGGUCAGACUCAGACACAGGAAGGUCCUACUACCCUUUCAGGGAUGGACCAGCCAUGGGCUCCCCAAGAAGCCACAGGGUGCCUUUCUAUCAGGACAUUUGUGAGACAGAGACCAGAAGGACUUUGACAGGUUCAGGUGACAGGGCCUCACCUGAUUCCUUUCAGUUUAAGAAUACCUCUGGCUAUGACUCAGACCCCACCACAUCGAGCAAAGGCCUCCUUUUUGUGAAGGAAUCCAUCAAGAGCACCGAGUUGUCCUCUUCUCCACGUUACAACAGUCGCAGCCUGGCUGAUCUGUCUGAACUCGAUAAAUCAACUUACAGCAGUGCCAGUUAUCUGAAUAGUGCCCCCCCUAAAAGGCUGUCCGAAGACAUCUGCACUUAUUGUGGCCGGGAAAUCCGAAACUGUCCGAAGAUAACCAUUGAGCAGCUCAAAAUCUGCUGCCAUGAAUACUGCUUCCGGUGUGGGAUUUGCCACAAGCCAAUGGGAGAUCUCCUGGAAAAAAUCUUCAUUCACCGGGACAUUGUCCACUGUGAUAAGUGCUACGAGAAGCUCUUCUAGGGUGUCCUCUUUUGGAAGAAGUCCGCCUGCAGCCACGUGGCCUGGGGUGAUUCGAGUGCCGCCUGAACCAGCAAACAUCCCGCUUCCUCUGCUGCUCUCAAGUUACUGCUCUUUCGCCACCUUUUUUCUUAGGG
Elgaria multicarinata webbii is the source of this 2490-nucleotide messenger RNA. RefSeq names its product zinc finger protein 185 with LIM domain (gene ZNF185). The record is from RefSeq and is a predicted model, not a curated record. The coding region runs from base 131 to 2356 and encodes 741 amino acids. The transcript has 29 exons. Lineage: Eukaryota; Metazoa; Chordata; Lepidosauria; Squamata; Anguidae.